Messenger RNA from Actinia tenebrosa (Australian red waratah sea anemone), 1376 nucleotides. RefSeq lists its product as uncharacterized. The record is from RefSeq and is a predicted model, not a curated record. Gene Ontology annotation, biological process: DNA integration. NCBI's taxonomy places the organism in Eukaryota, Metazoa, Cnidaria, Anthozoa, Actiniaria, Actiniidae. Gene Ontology annotation, molecular function: zinc ion binding; nucleic acid binding.
GAUACGAUACCAGAGUCUGAGAGAGCUAAAACGGUCAAGAAAUUGAACUUUGAAAGACUGCCAAAUGAAAGAGCACUUGGUGUUCACUGGAAGGUAGAAUUAGAUCGUUUGGGACUAGAGAUCGAAGUGAAAGAAAAGCCUCUAACAAGACGCAGGAUACUAUCAGUAAUGAGUUCGGUCUACGACCCACUAGGUAUUGUCUCUCCAGUUAUGUUACCCGUAAAGGUACUGUUGCAAGAUCUAUGUAAACAAGAUAUUGGGUGGGACGAUCCAAUCCCAGUAGAARAGAUGAUAAAAUGGAAGAAAUGGCUGGUCGAACUACCUCAACUUUCCAAUGUAUCUAUACCACGUUGCCUAGAACCACCGGAUCUGGGUGAAAUCUUGUCAAGAAAGUUACAUCAUUUUGGCGACGCUUCCCAAACGGGUUAUGGAGCAGUCUCGUAUUUGAGGUCAGAGAACGCCAACGGAGAAAUACACGUUUCUUUCUUGRUUGGCAAGUCCCGGCUAGCACCAGUGAAAACAACUACGAUACCUCGAUUGGAGCUGUCUGCAGCUGUCCUUGCAGUAAAGUCCGAUUGCAUGCUGRGGGUGGAAUUAGACUUACAAGUUCAAGACUCUUUCUUUUGGACGGAUUCUACCACAGUACUACGUUACAUUUCUAACGAGAAGAAAAGAUUCACGACGUUUGUAGCCAACAGAAUUGCAGUUAUCCGUGAAGUCUCGAGUACUCAACAGUGGAAGUACGUGGAUUCAAAGAGUAAUCCAGCUGACGAUGCCUCAAGAGGCUUAAGCGCAGACGAAAUGAAGAAUGACGUUAGAUGGCUAAACGGACCGGAAUUCCUGUGGCAGAAGAGAGAUCUAUGGCCUAUGUUACCCUUUAACUUAACCCAGAUUGCCGACGAUGACCCAGAGAUAAAACGAGAGAAGCAAGUGAAUUUGGUCCAAGUAACACAAGAAGAUAUUUUAAAUACCAUGUUUAAGGGUUUUUCUUCGUGGCAGCGGCUACGCAUCGCUAUUGCUUGGUUGAUGAGAUACAAAUGUUUUCUAGUGAACGCUUAUCGUUUAAGUCAUGGACACAAAAACACCAGAGAAUUAAGCUAUGAUAAGAUCAACGUAUCAGAGCUGAAAGCAGCCGAACGCGAGAUUGUCAAGCACGUACAACGUCAAUCCUUUCAGCGAGAGUUGGCUGUUCUUAAAUUGCGUGGAUGUAGCGAAGGUAAUGCAGUAAAGAACGAACUCCAUUCCAAAAGGAAAGUGGUUGAAAGAUCUAGUCCUAUAUACAAGUUAGACCCACAACUACGAGAUGAUAUGUUAUGCGUUGGAGGACGUCUGAGUAAUGCUCCCAUUUCAGAAAGAGCCAAACACCCACCAAUCCU